GUUUUCUCUUGUUACCUCAAUCUCCCAAAAAGCAAAAAACAUCAACAGAACACACACCUCUCUCUCUCUCUCUCUCUCUCUCUCUCUCUCUUAUACGAAACGAAGAAGAUGGUUAAUGCUCGUACUAUCGUCGGCAUUGUCGGCAAUAUCAUCUCCUUUUGUCUUUUUCUCUCGCCGCUUCCGACGUUCUAUCGCAUAAUAAAGAAGAAGGAUGUGGAGGAAUUCCAGUUUUACCCUUAUGUAGCAACAGUGCUGAAUUGCAUGUUGUGGAUGUUCUACGGUCUCCCAAUUGUUAAGGAAGACAGUCUCCUUGUUGUCACCAUUAAUAGCAUUGGCCUUGUUAUUGAGUUGGUCUAUUUAGGCAUUUACUGCUUCUAUGAUAAUCAGAACAAGGGAAGGAAAAAAGUCGGGCUGUGUCUUUUGGGCGAAGUAGGUUUCAUGGCCGUCAUCAUUGCCAUCGCCAUGCUGGCUUUCCACAAGCUUAAAUACAGAUCUCUUUUUGUGGGAGUGUUCUGUGAUAUCUUAAAUGUUAUGAUGUACAGUUCACCACUUCUGAUCAUGAAAAAGGUUAUUAUGACAAAGAGUGUGGAAUAUAUGCCAUUUCCUCUCUCUUUAGCUGGGUUCUUAAAUGGCGCCUGCUGGACAGCUUUUGCCAUCAUCAAAUUGGAUCUUUUUAUUCUGAUUAGCAAUGGUCUUGGAACAUUAGCCGGUGCCUUUCAACUCAUAAUCUUUUUCAGAUACUACCGGUGGUGCGCUCCUAAGCAAACAGAUGAUGACGAUAUAGUGAAGCCUUCUGAGAUCCAGCUUUCUGGUGCAAAUGCAGCAUCUAGAGUCUGAAAACAGUCUUUAUCUUUUCCGUGACCCUGUUCUAGAUUUUUAUUUCUAUUUUUAUCAUUUGUUGCCUUUUCUUAUCUUUUAGUUUUUGAGCGAGUAGGAAUAUUUACCAAUUUUGGUGGUGUGCUUAUUGGGAUUUUAGUCUUUAUUUUUAUGUUUAGGGUUUCCAAUUUCCAAUGUCCGGAUAAGUUUUGAGAGUAUUGUAGAUUGGAUGUCUUUUCUCUGA
This is a messenger RNA of Ricinus communis (castor bean), 1060 nucleotides long. RefSeq names its product bidirectional sugar transporter SWEET4. The record is from RefSeq and is a predicted model, not a curated record. Gene Ontology annotation, biological process: carbohydrate transport. The transcript is spliced from 6 exons. Gene Ontology annotation, cellular component: membrane. Gene Ontology annotation, molecular function: sugar transmembrane transporter activity. Bases 109 to 837 code for a protein of 242 amino acids. NCBI's taxonomy places the organism in Eukaryota, Viridiplantae, Streptophyta, Magnoliopsida, Malpighiales, Euphorbiaceae.